AUGAAAAGUAGCAAAUCUAAGAACUGCGGUAACUCUACAAUAGUAAGCCCGCUCAGUAUUUCAGACGCCUCGCAUCACAAGGUAGCCGCUAGCAAAGCGUUUUUGGAAAAUCACUACCGGGACCUCCUUCGCGAUACGCGCAGAGGUGGCGUACGUGAGGUAGGCCCACGCGAACGGGAACUCACCGCUAAUGAUUUUCAUCUUCUUAAAUGUAUCGGCCGCGGGGCCUUUGGAGAGGUUUAUGUCUGCCGGCGGGUAGGCCAAAACAAUCAGUUGUAUGCCCUGAAGCGGCUUCGAAAAAUGGAUAUGAUAAGAAAGAAGCAGGUUUUACACAUCCGAUCUGAAAAGGAUGUGUUGUCGGAGGCAUCAACCAAAAAUCCAUGGGUAGUCCGUCUGUACGCGAGCUUUCAGGACGAGCAGUACCUGUAUAUGGUGAUGGAAUACAUGCCCGGCGGGGAUAUGAUCUCGUGGCUCUGUGAAAAGGGUAUUUUCGAUGUCGAUAGCACACGUUUCUACAUCGCUGAGCUCUGCGUAGCUGUGAACAGUGUCCACGAAAUGUUUUUUGUGCAUCGGGAUAUCAAACCCGAUAAUAUUCUCUUCGGGACCGAUGGUCAUAUUAAACUCAGUGACUUUGGCUUGUCAAAGCGGUUUGCGAAGUGCCGCGAUGACGAGCUGCUUCUGUUGGAUUGUUCUGAUGAGAACAGCAGCAAUCGAGAGCAAACCAACUCGACUAGUUCGCCGGAAAAUUUAUCGGGCCGGACUGAUACGAACCAGAGAUCCUUGGAUCCGGAUAAACCGCGGCGGUUGCAGCGGGAUAGCAUCGGCCGAGGGACCUCAGUUGGUGAGGGUCGUGCGGGCGCCUCGCCCCACUCCGCCUCUUCGAAACCGAAGCACGACUCCUCGUAUCGCCACGCGCGUGAGAUGUUCCAGUCCAUCGUCGGCAGCGCGGGCUACAUCGCGCCGGAGAUCCUACUGCGCCAGUCCUACGACGUGAGUUGUGACUGGUGGUCCGUCGGAGUGAUCGUGUACGAGAUGCUCUACGGCAUCCCACCUUUUUACUCCAGUGAACCGAACACGACGUGUCACAAGAUCAUGCACUGGCGAAAGUAUCUAUGCUUCCCUUCCGACAAGGGCAUCCCAAGUGAGGCCGUGGACUUCAUCGCACGGCUCCUGUGCGAUCCGAAGGACCGCAUGACCUUCGCGGAGAUCUCGCGCCAUCCUUUUCUUCAGGGCCUGGAUCUGGAUCAUUUGCGGGAGAUGAAGGCUGCGUACACGCCCGUCCUUUCGGGCCCGUUAGACACCAGGUACUUCCCGGAGAUCGACGAAAGCACCUUGAGUCAGACUGUCGCAGACGAUAACAACACGGUGAGGGAAGUCGACCCACGAGGAGUCAUGUUUGCAGAUUUCAGGUUUAAUUAUUACUCAAAUCACCGACGCAUAUCAGCCGCAAAAGAUCAAUAG
Messenger RNA from Phytomonas sp. EM1, 1461 nucleotides. The record is from the annotation of a GenBank genome assembly. NCBI's taxonomy places the organism in Eukaryota, Euglenozoa, Kinetoplastea, Trypanosomatida, Trypanosomatidae.